ACAGGGGCCCAUAGAGCCCCACCGUGUCUUAUUACAUGACAAUCUACUUCAACUACUUUGUUUUUACAUACUCUUGUCCUAAAACAGUGCAUUACAUAAUGCUGAAAUGAGCAGUCACAACGAACCACGAACACAACGAAAGCCACAUCCUCCUCACAUCAGAUAAAUUUCGUGAUGUCAUCUGGCUGGGAAAUUCGCAUGUCCAACUCGAAGGGCAUACCAUACUACUUCAACGCUGCCACCAAGCAAUCAAGCUGGGAUGCCCCCUCAGAACUAUCGGAUGAUCAGAUCAAGUCUCUUCCCGGUUCACAGUACCUGAGCGGCGGUAGCAGUGGAGGGGCUGGGACAAUCACGGCGAGCCAUUUGUUGGUGAAGCACAAAGACAGUCGGCGACCAUCGAGUUGGAAGGAGACGAAUAUUACGCGCUCUAAGGAAGAGGCUACUGACAUUCUCCGAGGAUAUCAGGCCCAGGUUGGCAACUCGCGGGAGAAGUUCGAAGAACUGGCGAGUAUUCAUUCCGAUUGUUCGUCGCAUUCCCAGAAGGGAAACCUCGGGCCCUUCUCGAAGGGUCAGAUGCAGAAGCCGUUUGAAGACGCUGCAUUUGGUCUGCAGGUCGGAGAGUUCAGUGACAUCAUCAGCACGGACAGUGGUGUGCACAUCAUUUUGAGAACGGCAUAGCACGAUUGAAUGAGCAGUGGGGAAGUUUAUGCAGACGAAGGUGUUCUUCAGGUCUAGGGCUGAGCUGAAAGCAGGGAUCAAAUAUAUAUGGCAUGGUGCCAGCACACCAGUCUACUGCCACAUCAUUUUUAAGAAGAGACGUCCGUAAUUUGGUUAUAUUAUGAAGCUCUGAGAAUCUCCGCGUUGGCGCUGCAUGACGCGGUGGCAUAGGAGCAAGUUGGCCGCAAGUGUACUUCGUUCAUUACCGUGACGGUGAUAAUCUUACCUUGAUCAACUUGGAUGGUAUCGUCCCGACUCCCGAGGCGUUCCGUGGCUCGGCAGUACU
Molecule: messenger RNA, 1003 nt
Organism: Suillus plorans
Lineage: Eukaryota; Fungi; Basidiomycota; Agaricomycetes; Boletales; Suillaceae
Exons: 4
Coding region: 175-678 (167 amino acids)
Cellular component (GO): nucleus; cytosol
Molecular function (GO): protein binding; peptidyl-prolyl cis-trans isomerase activity
Source: RefSeq, a predicted model, not a curated record